AUGGAGGUGACCACCGUGUCCCCAUCUCCCGCCUCACCCACCGAAGGGGACAAUCUCUGUGACAUAGAUGUCACCAGCGUGGCCAUACACAGUGUGACACUGCUCAUCAGCCUCUGUGGGCUGGCUGGGAAUGGGGCUGUGCUCUCCCUCCUCAGCCUGAAAGGACAUAACUCUGGCAUCUUUGAGCUGGCUUUUUUUGACUUCCUCCUCCUGCUCUUCACAGUCCCCUCUGUCCUCCUCUUCCUGGUGGAGGACAUGUCCUGCUCUCCAAUCGUGCCCCUGCCGUACUUGAGUUUUGUUUUCCAGCUCUCAGUGGUCUCCUACUACUGGGCGCUGUACCGGCUGACGCGCAUUGACAAUGUGCUGAAUAUUUUCAAGCUCUGCUGCCACUGCGAGUUUCCCGAGCGCCUGGUGUGGUUGGUGUUCAUUGUCAACUACUGGGCCGCUUUUGCUCUCUUCACUGCCAUUCCAGUGACAUACACAUGCCCAUCAAACCAGCAGGAGCACUGCAGGGCAGCUCUCAUCUCCGUGUACACCUUCAUCCUGCUCCUCUUUGCUGCACCCACGGUCAUUUUUCACACGAUCGACUUCACUAAGGCCAAGUGGGGCACCAAGAAACAGCAACCCCAGAGGCGCGACAUCAUUAUCUCCCUCAUUGUGCUCUUCAUUCUCCUUCUCAGCCUCUGCAAUUUCCUGCAGCAGCUCGGCUACACCGUUGUGUCUUCCCAGGUUGUUUUCCUGCUCAACUGCAUCCACAGCAGCAUCAAACCCUUCAUCUACUUCUUGGCAGGAGGUUUCCAGAGGCCCUGCUCCCUGAAAUCCCUCCGGCUCUCCCUCCAGAGGGCCUUUGAUGAGCAGGAAGAAGAAACUGCCCACAGCAAUGAGGACACCACGGACACAGUGAUCUGAGCCUGUUGAUCCCUUCCCCUGCUCUGCUGAAGGACCCUGCCAGAGUGGCUCAGGCUUUCCUUGAGCCACCUGAUCAAGAAAUACCCACAGGAUGCCCCUCCCUGUGGUGCUGUAUUCCUGCAGGAGAAGGCAGCAGGGGCAGUGCCUUGGGUGAUUUUUGAGCGAUGCUCUGCAGGGAGCUCAUUGGAGCAUGGAUUUGCUCCCAUGAGCCCAGGGCAGGUUUGGGCAACGAUUCUGGAGCUCUUCCCAGAAUGGGUGUUGUUUCUGACAAGCAGCCAGGAGCUUCACCAGCGCUGCCAGCACUGCCAGCAUUGCAGGGCCAGCAGCAGCACCAGCAGCCCUCUGCUGCUGGAGGGACAAUGACCCCUCAGGGAAGGGAGACAGCGAAUGGCAGAGACCUGACAGGAGAGGGAAGGAAGCUGAAGAAUGGGACACUCCCCUGGGAAGGAGUGUUUCUAUUUAGGGGUAAAUCAGGAGCCAUUCACAAAUAUUAUAAAUAUGUGAAAUUGGAGAUUGCCUCUCGCAAAUGUUGAACGGAUAUUAUGUGUGUUGUAAUGUUAAAAGAAGCUCUGUGAAGAUUUGGAGUGUUCCUAAUGUGAGUAUUGUGUUCGUGCUGAAAGCUGCAAUGCUGGUCUGGGACCACAGCGGGGAGUGGAAGGCAGAGGGAGGGCACAAGCUCCGGGAAGGCGGGAGGAAGGAGGAGCAGUGUGGGAAGGGUGGGAUAUGGAUGAGUGUGGGGUUGGCUCAGCAAGGGGAUCUAAGGGAUUGUUGCUGUUGUGGGUGGGCUGCGUCUGGCCGUGCCUCCGCCUGCAGCUGAGAGCCCAGCAGAGUUUUUUUUACCUUACUUUGUCCCUUGUUGUAAUUUAAUAAACUUCUUAAAUUUUUAAGAAGAUAGGCAUUGUUUCUCACAACAAUGAAAAAGACCACUUGAUUUGUGGGGGAAAAUAAUAAAAAUCAUUCUCAAUAACCCCGAGGCGUGGUGUAUCCCGGGAUUCUCCAAGCACUGACUCCCCAUCCACUCUGACCACAGCCAGGGGCCACAUCCCACUGCCUGCCCAGCAUCCAUCCAUGGAUGUGGCUACUGUGUCCCCAGCUUCCCCCUGUCCCACUGAAGGAGAUGAUCUGUGUGUGAUCGAUGUCACCACCGUGGCCAUACACACUGUGACACUGCUCAUCUCCCUCUGUC
This is a messenger RNA of Prinia subflava (tawny-flanked prinia), 2095 nucleotides long. RefSeq names its product mas-related G-protein coupled receptor member B4-like. Gene Ontology annotation, biological process: G protein-coupled receptor signaling pathway. The transcript has a single exon. Gene Ontology annotation, cellular component: membrane. NCBI's taxonomy places the organism in Eukaryota, Metazoa, Chordata, Aves, Passeriformes, Cisticolidae. Gene Ontology annotation, molecular function: G protein-coupled receptor activity. The record is from RefSeq and is a predicted model, not a curated record. Bases 1 to 909 code for a protein of 302 amino acids.